UUUUCCAUAUGGUAAUGUCGUGCUUAUACGCCAUGUUGGUGGUUUCCGUAAUUUCUCUACAAGAAUUUUCUGCAUUCUCAUUUUUUCACCGCCGCUGUUAGACGAGAGUUGAGAGUAAAUUUUUCGAGUAGAUAUCUGCGCUUUUAACCUGUAAAAGAAAACUUAUUUACUAAAAUGGGCGUGCAAGUAGUACCUAUUUCUUCCGGGGAUGGAAGCACAUUCCCCAAAACUGGACAGGUGGUAUCUGUACAUUAUACUGGUACUUUGGAUGACGGCACUAAAUUUGACUCUUCGCGCGACCGUAAUAAACCAUUCAAGUUCACACUAGGUAAAGGUGAAGUAAUUCGUGGUUGGGACGAAGGUGUUGCCCAGCUGUCUGUAGGCCAGCGCGCUAAACUUAUCUGCUCUCCGGACUAUGCAUAUGGAAGUCGAGGACAUCCUGGCGUUAUUCCACCCAAUGCCACCUUAACCUUUGAUGUAGAACUUCUGAAAGUUGAGUAACUUAAUACCGUAUCUUAUUCAGUAAGGUAUAAUUAUUGAUUAAAAAUUACAAAACGGAAUAAACAGCGCGAAGUUGCGGGUUAGAAUUAGUAAAAUGCCACAUUUGUCUCAAUGCAAAAAGAUAUACCUAUACACCUAUUGCGAGUGUCGACUAGAGUAGAUAAACGACUGUUAGUCGAUUAUCGACUAUCCGUGGUAUUUUCAAAGUCGGUUUUCUGAUUCAAUAAGUGAUUGAGAAUAGUUUAUAGUCGCUAUAUACAGCUGUUUGUUUGUAGAAGGAUGAGGGAUUAAAAACUUUUCGCAGACGCUUAUUGAACGAGAAGUCGACAUUCACAAUACCAUGGAAAAGCGAUAAUCGAAUGAGAGUCGUAUAUCUUCGUGGUCCAACUACACAAGAUGAAG
Molecule: messenger RNA, 903 nt
Organism: Rhagoletis zephyria (snowberry fruit fly)
Lineage: Eukaryota; Metazoa; Arthropoda; Insecta; Diptera; Tephritidae
Product: 12 kDa FK506-binding protein
Biological process (GO): protein peptidyl-prolyl isomerization
Cellular component (GO): sarcoplasmic reticulum membrane; cytoplasm
Molecular function (GO): peptidyl-prolyl cis-trans isomerase activity
Source: RefSeq, a predicted model, not a curated record